Messenger RNA from Megalops cyprinoides (Indo-Pacific tarpon), 3156 nucleotides. RefSeq names its product ubiquitin protein ligase E3A (gene ube3a). The record is from RefSeq and is a predicted model, not a curated record. Gene Ontology annotation, molecular function: ubiquitin protein ligase activity. The coding region runs from base 241 to 2916 and encodes 891 amino acids. Gene Ontology annotation, biological process: protein polyubiquitination; ubiquitin-dependent protein catabolic process. NCBI's taxonomy places the organism in Eukaryota, Metazoa, Chordata, Actinopteri, Elopiformes, Megalopidae. The transcript is spliced from 11 exons.
CUUGUGCGCUGCGAGCCCUUUCCGAAACCAAGAUGGCUGAGAUCAUGUUGUGCGGAACACGGAGUGACACGGUCCACAAAUGAAACAUAAAUCCUUUAAACAGGCGUGCUAGCAACAUCUGCGCAGACCGCGUCCGCGACAGUAGCCCCGUAUUGCGAAAUUGUGUCCCAGACUCAGGGAGGGACGUGCGGUACCCCGACAUAUACACAGACACGCACAACUGGAGGGAGAAAGUCUCGUAUGAAUUCCGACGAGAAGCAGGACUGUGAGUGUGCGCCACCACAGGCCGAGUCUAACCCAGCAGAAGGAUACGACAGAUCACUAGAGGAGUCUGACAUAGAAAACCCUGAAGCAAGCCGAAUGAAGCGAGCCGCUGCUAAGCAUUUGAUAGAACGCUACUACCACCAGUUAACAGAGGGCUGCGGAAAUGAGGCCUGCACCAACGAGUUCUGCGCCUCCUGCCCCGGCUUCUGCCGCAUGGACAACAAUGCAGCCGCCGUGAAGGCCCUGGAGCUGUACAAGAUCAACGCCAAGCUCUGCGACCCCCACCCUUCCAAGAAGGGGACCAGCUCCGCCUACCUGGAGAACAGUGCCAAAGGGCAUCACCAGAACUCCGCCUGCAGCGACAGGAGGCUGGACCGCCGGGAGCUGCAGGCCGUGAGGGACGACUUCAGAGAUGUGAAUUACCUGACAGAGGAGAAGGUGUAUGAGAUCCUGGACAUGUGCGCGGCGAAGGAGGAUUACUCUCCCCUGAUCCGCGUCAUCGGCCGGGUCUUCUCCAGCUCCGAGGGCCUGGUGCAGAGCUUCCGCAGGGCCAAGCAGCACACCAAGGAGGAGCUCAAGUCCCUGCAGGAGAAGGAUGAGGACAAGGACGAGGACGAGAAGGAGAAGGCCGCCUGCUCCGCCACCGCCAUGGAGGACGACUCGGAGGCGUCCUCCUCGCAGGGCGACAACAACGUCCAAAAGCUGGGCCCCGACGAGGUGUCGGUGGACAUCGAGGCGGUCAGGAGGGUCUACGACAAGCUGCUGGCCAAUGAGAAGGUGGAGGCGGCCUUCCUCAACGCGCUGGUGUACCUGUCGCCCAACGUGGAGUGCGACCUGACGUACCACAACGUGUACUCCCGGGACCCCAACUAUCUGAACUUGUUCAUCAUCGUGAUGGAGAACAGCAACCUCCACAGCCCCGAGUACCUGGAGAUCGCCCUGCCACUCUUCUGCAAGGCCAUGAGCAAGCUGCCCCUGCCGGCGUUGGCCAAGCUGGCGCGGCUCUGGUCCCAGUACAGCGCCGAGCAGAUCCGCCGCAUGACCGAGACCUUCCAGCAGCUCAUCACCUACAAGGUGAUCAGCAACGAGUUCAACAGCCGCAACCUGGUCAACGACGACGACGCCGUGGUGGCGGCCACCAAGUGCUUGAAAGUGGUCUACUAUGCAAACGUCCUGGGCGGGGACCUGGACACGGAGCACAAUGAGGAGGAGGACGAGGAGCCCGUCCCGGAGUCCAGCGAGCUGACGCUGCAGGAGCUGCUGGGGGAGGAGCGCCGGAACAAGAAGGGGCCCCGCGUCGACCCCCUGGAGACGGAGCUGGGCAUCAAGACCACCGACUGCCGGCGGCCGCUCAUCCCCUUCGAGGAGUUCGUCAACGAGCCGCUCAACGACGUGCUGGAGAUGGACAAGGACUACACCUUCUUCAAGGUGGAGACGGAGAACAAGUUCUCCUUCAUGACCUGCCCCUUCAUCCUCAACGCCGUCACCAAGAACCUGGGCCUCUACUACGACAACCGGAUCCGGAUGUACAGCGAGAGGCGCAUCACCGUGCUCUACAGCCUGGUGCAGGGCCAGCAGCUCAACCCCUACCUGCGGCUGAAGGUGCGCAGAGACCACAUCAUCGACGACGCACUGGUCAGGCUGGAGAUGAUAGCCAUGGAGAAUCCUGCAGACUUGAAGAAGCAGCUGUAUGUGGAGUUCGAGGGAGAGCAAGGAGUGGAUGAAGGAGGAGUUUCCAAAGAGUUCUUUCAGCUUGUAGUAGAAGAGAUCUUCAACCCUGAUAUUGGUAUGUUCACGUACGAUGAAACCACAAAGCUUUUCUGGUUCAACCCGUCGUCGUUCGAGACGGAGGGUCAGUUCACUCUGAUCGGCAUCGUCCUGGGUCUCGCCAUUUACAACAACUGCAUCCUGGACGUGCACUUCCCCAUGGUGGUCUACCGGAAACUAAUGGGCAAGAAAGGAACGUUCCGCGACCUUGCAGAUUCCCAUCCGGUUCUGUACCAGAGCCUUAAGGAGCUGCUGGAGUACGAGGGCAGUGUGGAGGAGGACAUGAUGAUCACCUUCCAGAUAUCACACACCGACCUCUUCGGAAACCCGCUCAUGUAUGACCUCAAGGAGAACGGAGACAAAAUACCCGUCACCAACGAGAACAGAAAGGAGUUUGUGGCCCAGUACGCCGAGUACAUGCUGAACAGAAGCGUGGAGAAGCAGUUCAAGGCGUUCAGGAGAGGCUUCCACAUGGUGACCAACGAGUCGCCUCUGAAAUAUUUAUUCCGCCCCGAGGAAAUCGAGCUGCUUAUCUGCGGAAGUAGGAACCUAGACUUCCAAGCGCUUGAAGAAACGACAGAAUACGAUGGAGGCUACAACAGAGACUCCCGCAUCAUCAAGGACUUCUGGGAAACGGUGCACUCAUUUGGGGAGGAGCAGAAGAGGCUAUUCCUGCAGUUCACCACAGGCACAGACAGGGCUCCUGUAGGAGGGCUGGGCAAGCUGAAGAUGAUCAUCGCCAAGAACGGUCCCGACACAGACAGGCUGCCCACGUCCCACACCUGCUUCAACGUCCUGCUGCUCCCGGAGUACUGCAGCAAGGAGAAGCUGAGGGAGCGGCUGCUGAAGGCCAUCACCUACGCCAAGGGCUUCGGCAUGCUGUGAGCCGCGGGGCGCCCGCAGACCACCUGGCCACCGGCGCCACGCGCUGUCCCUCUCGGAGAAAGAAACGUACUACCACAAAAACAAAAAUGCCGGGGGGCCGUGCGGGAGAGAGCUGCAGCGGACGCGCGCCUGCGCCCGGACCGCCACCCCGGGGGCUGCGAGGGCCGGACGAGCAGAGGAACCACCAGUGAUCAAGCUCUCCUUUAUUUUUUUUGUUGUUUUUUUUUUUUUUUUGUUUUC